CAUCCGAUUGGACGAUCGCUUGCCGUCAAGCGGUUCGUGCGACUCAGGGAUAGGCGCAGACUUCCGAAAGUGCGCCAACUGAGCGCUCAGCAGAAAUUUGUUUGUAUGAGUUACAUGAAAAACACGCUAGAAGUGUAGCAAGAGGACAUGGCUUCAACGAGUAAAGCGCCAUUACAGACAAGAAAUCUGCCGUGGGUUGAGAAGUACAGGCCACAGACGUUGGAUGAUCUCAUCUCUCACCAAGACAUCCUGAGUACAAUUCAGAAGUUCAUUAAUGAGGACCGCUUGCCGCAUCUCCUCUUCUACGGACCCCCGGGAACGGGGAAGACCUCAACUAUUCUCGCUUGUGCCAAGCAGCUGUACAAGGACAAAGAGUUCAAUUCCAUGGUCCUGGAGCUGAACGCAUCGGACGACAGGGGAAUUGACGUCGUCCGAGGGCCCAUCCUGAGCUUCGCCAGCACACGGACGAUUUUCAAGAAAGGCUUCAAGUUGGUUAUAUUAGACGAGGCAGAUGCCAUGACCCAGGAUGCACAGAACGCCCUGAGGAGAGUUAUCGAGAAGUUUACAGAGAACACCAGGUUUUGCCUGAUCUGCAAUUACCUGUCCAAGAUCAUCCCAGCCCUGCAGUCCAGGUGCACGCGCUUCCGCUUCGGCCCGCUGUCCCGGGACCAGAUCGUCCCCAGGCUGGAGUAUGUCACCCAGCAGGAAAACAUUGACAUUAGCCCAGACGGAAUGAAGGCACUGGUUACGUUGUCCUCGGGAGAUAUGCGGAAGGCCUUAAACAUCCUGCAGAGCACCAGCAUGGCAUACGAGAAGGUGACAGAGGACUCAGUGCACACGUGCACAGGCCAUCCGCUGAAGUCGGACAUCGCCAACAUCCUGGACUGGGCCCUGAACAAAGACUUCACGUCGGCCUACAAGCAGAUCCUACAUCUCAAAACCCUCAAAGGCCUGGCAUUGCAGGACAUCCUGACUGAGGUCCAUCUUCUUAUCCACAGAGUGGACUUCCCACCGUCAAUUCGAAUAGGCUUGCUCAUCAAGUUGGCGGACAUUGAGUACCGCUUAGCAUCUGGGACAAGCGAGAAGAUUCAGCUGAGUUCAAUGGUGGCGGCUUUCCAGGCUGUGCGAGACCUGGUGGUCAGCAGCGCUUGAGACAUCUCCCCCCACGUCUUGAGCCGUGGCCCCCCAACCCAAGAGACGGCAACACUUUUGUAGUUAUAAAUGCUUUAAUGAUUUUUGAAAUAAAUAUUUUACACUUGCUUGA
Paramormyrops kingsleyae is the source of this 1264-nucleotide messenger RNA. RefSeq names its product replication factor C (activator 1) 5 (gene rfc5). NCBI's taxonomy places the organism in Eukaryota, Metazoa, Chordata, Actinopteri, Osteoglossiformes, Mormyridae. Gene Ontology annotation, molecular function: ATP hydrolysis activity; ATP binding; DNA clamp loader activity. The record is from RefSeq and is a predicted model, not a curated record. Gene Ontology annotation, cellular component: DNA replication factor C complex; nucleus. Gene Ontology annotation, biological process: DNA-templated DNA replication; DNA repair.